Messenger RNA from Rhododendron vialii, 2379 nucleotides. RefSeq lists its product as uncharacterized. The record is from RefSeq and is a predicted model, not a curated record. Gene Ontology annotation, molecular function: ATP binding; protein serine/threonine kinase activity. The coding region runs from base 403 to 2043 and encodes 546 amino acids. NCBI's taxonomy places the organism in Eukaryota, Viridiplantae, Streptophyta, Magnoliopsida, Ericales, Ericaceae. The transcript has 14 exons. Gene Ontology annotation, biological process: intracellular signal transduction; peptidyl-serine phosphorylation.
GAAGAGAGAGAGAGAGAGAGAGAGAGAGAGAGAGAGUAAAAUACGUUGACAGCAAAGCUUUUGUUCAAAAGUUUAGAAAAGCUCCAAUUGGGAAGAAAAAAGGAAGAGCAUAAUGUUGGAUGAUCACAUUCACGCGUAAACUCACACACACACAAAAGCAGUCUCACCACUACCAUCAAGCAUUUCGCUUCCUUUUCGCUGCUCCUCAAUCGCCGUUAGGGUUUCCAAUCCCUUCACUUCCCCGCAUAAAGCAAUUCACUCGAGCACAUGAAAUUGGGUCCUUUUGGAGCUGCGGAAGCAUUCAUGCUUGUCAGUUUUUAGUUGUUGAACCGAGAGUUUGUUAUGUGGACCGUUCAGAGAGUAGUAUAAAAUAACAGAUGUGAUAGUUGAAUUUGAGGAGAAAUGGAGUCACUGAGGCGCUUGUUUUGCAAGUUCCGUUCAAAAGAUAAACAUAAGUCUUCGAAGAAAGAGUUUACAAGCAAUGGGAGAGAAGGCUCAAAGGCAACAACAUCCGAGGAAGCUCCUUCAAAUGCUACCAAGCAAAAGGUUGCAGCUGCUAAGCAGUAUAUAGAAAAGCAUUACAAGGAGCAGAUGAAGAGCUUGGAGGAGAGGAAGGAGCGGCGUAAUAUGCUUGAAAAGAAAUUGGCUGAUGCUGAGGUCUCUGAGGAAGAACAAAACAAUUUACUUAAGUAUUUGGAGAAGAAGGAAACAGAGUAUAUGCGCAUUCAGAGGCAUAAAAUGGGUGCUGACGAUUUUGAACCAUUGACAAUGAUAGGAAAGGGUGCAUUUGGGGAGGUUAGAGUAUGCAAAGAAAAGAAAACUGGCCAUGUAUAUGCUAUGAAAAAGCUUAAAAAGUCAGAAAUGCUUCGCAGAGGCCAGGUUGAACAUGUGAAAGCAGAAAGAAAUCUACUUGCGGAAGUUGACAGCAAUUGCAUUGUCAAACUUUACUGCUCCUUCCAAGAUGAAGAGUAUCUUUAUCUGAUUAUGGAAUACUUACCUGGGGGAGACAUGAUGACUUUGUUGAUGCGGAAGGAUACACUUACUGAAGACGAGGCUAGGUUUUACGUAGGGGAAACAGUACUUGCUAUUGAGUCAAUCCAUAAGCAUAAUUACAUUCAUAGAGAUAUCAAGCCUGACAACUUGCUGCUUGAUAGAUAUGGCCAUAUGAAAUUGUCAGAUUUCGGACUAUGUAAGCCUCUGGACUGCAGUAAUCUACAUGAGAAGGAUUUUUCUGUGGGAAGCAACCUCAGUGGUGCUCUUCAAAGUGAUGGGCGUCCUGCUGCUCCAAAGCGCACUCAACAAGAGCAACUGCAGCAUUGGCAAAGGAACAGAAGGAUGCUUGCUUAUUCUACUGUUGGUACACCUGAUUAUAUUGCUCCAGAAGUUUUACUGAAGAAAGGAUAUGGAAUGGAAUGCGAUUGGUGGUCUCUUGGUGCUAUCAUGUAUGAAAUGCUUGUGGGAUAUCCACCUUUUUAUUCAGAUGAACCCAUGUCCACUUGUCGAAAGAUAGUGAACUGGAGAACUCAUUUAAAAUUUCCUGAAGAGGCAAAGCUUUCUCCUGAAGCAAAGGAUCUUAUUAGUAAACUAUUAUGUAAUGUUGAUCAAAGGCUUGGAACAAAAGGCGCAUAUGAAAUAAAGGCUCACUCAUGGUUCAAAGGUAUCGAAUGGGAGAAAUUAUAUCAGAUGAAAGCUGCAUUUAUUCCCGAAGUCAAUGAUGAGUUGGACACUCAGAACUUUGAGAAAUUUGAAGAGGUGGAUAACCAAGUUCCAACUUCGGCAAGAUCAGGUCCAUGGAGGAAGAUGCUCUCCUCUAAGGACGUCAAUUUUGUGGGCUACACCUAUAAGAACUUUGAAAUUGUAAAUGAUCAUGAAGUACCUGGCAUCGCUGAAUUGAAGAAGAAGAGCAACAAACCUAAGAGGCCCACAGUAAAAUCCCUUUUUGAUAAUGACUCAGAGACUGCUAUGAACCAACCAGCUCAAGGAAGCUUUCUCAACCUCUUGCCUCCGCGACUAGACGUUUCAAAACAAAGUGAACCUGUGUAAGCCUCACUUAAUUGUGUAUGAACCCGACGGGCCAGAGUCAUUCAUCUCUUCAACUGGACAGCUUUUUGUUUCACUGCUGCUUGCAAUUUGGCACAUUCAAGCGUGUGAGGAUAUACCCAUCGGUUAACUUGUACCUUGGUCUUGUAAAUUAGUAUAUCACAGUAUAUAGAAUAUUCUUUUACUUUUUAUAGUUGGUGUGUAUUUCUUCCCCCUUUGUCAAGCAUCAGAAAAAAAUGUGUGCAAUACCCAUUGUUGUUUCUCAUGUUUACUAUCUCAAAACCAGGAUUCAUGAUAACAACCCCAAAAUUUAAUUUAAGAGCUUUGAUCUUCGAGUUU